AUGUCCUUGUCAAGCACACCAGCCAGAUCGAGCCCGUAUACGCCUAGCAUAGCCGUCGCAGACCCUGCCCAACAGCCUAUGCAUACAGCGCAGAAGCGUCUAAGAUCAGAAGAUGAAGAGCAGGAAGCGCAAGCAAAGCGAGCGCGUAACGACUCUAUAACGACGGAGCAAGAGCAGUGUUACAACCACAACAAGCAGGCGAUCGAAGCUUGGUGUAAAAUGCAGCAAAUGCAAUCCAGCGCUCGCUGGUACGAGAAGCUUCACGCUUGGGAAACGAACGGACGUCGCGAUGUGAGACGCAAGUCACAGGCAACAGCAUCGCCGCCUGCUCCCAUAACCAUUACGCAAACGACGGCAAUGGAUUCUGCAGCCGAGAUCAUCCACAUCCGCCAGCAAUGGGGCGACCUAAAACCUGAUCAACGUACGCAUGCACUGGACAAAUUGGAAGUACCGGAGUGGCCGACUGAGGACUCUCUCGAGAAUAGUGUGAAGAGGCCGAAUGGAAUGUACAAGUGCAUGCACUCCGAGGGAAGCCACCAUAAGUGUUGCCGGGAAGGUGUUACUGCGGUUAAUAAGAAACAUGCUAUCGCUAAGCAGGUUCGAGUAUUCAAGAGCAAGGUAGAGGAUAUGGUGUUAAAGGGGAAUCUUUAUGUUGCGCAUAAGACUUGGCGGGAUUGGAAUAAGAAGAAUAAAGCGGAGUAUUCGACAGAGGCGGCGAGGUGGGAUAAGGUGUUGGCUGCUGUGCAAUGGGGAACGAAAGCAGGGCAAGGAGUUGCAAGGACGCUUACGAGGAGGACGAGUGUUAAGGCUUCUCGUCAUGGUGUUCCACAGCAACAUAGAUCACAGCCAUUCGUUGCAGCAGUAUUACCGGCUCAGCAGAUGUUCCCAUUGCAACAGGCUACCCACGCACACCCAGCGUCGCGGCAGUUCCAGCAUCAGUUCCCGAAGCAGCAGCCACUCCAUCAGUCAGUCAACCCCAGUAGUAUAGCUACAUCGCGAGUCCAGUCAGUAUCUCCGGUGCAACCUCAACCGCAACAUGUCUUCACCAAAACCCGAACUCAAAGUUUCACUCCCUCGGCCGUAUCCACAAGUCCAGCUUCAGUAACAAAGCAUGGAUUUGGCGGCCCCACGGUUGGUUAUGCUGGACCGCAACUGGGCAUGUCGCCUCGACAGCGGGCUCCAGCCUGCGCCUAUUCUCAAUACAGGUCGCAGGAAGAUGCAGUGAUUGCAUCUGCAACAGCGCCUGUAGUCGCUCGUCACGUGCCGCAAGUUACGCCACUACCGGGCCAGACACUGUCACCAGUCACUUCUGGACGAUCGCACUAUCCUAUUUACAGCCAGACCACGCUUCACUCCAUGGAUCGACAGCGACAGGAGCGCCAACAGCAACAGCAAGCUCCGCCGCAGCCUAGAAACCUGAAAAAGCAGCAAGCCGCCAUCCAGCUGCCACCAUCAGGCGCAGUGACAAAUUAUGUGAUCAAAACACGUCCAGCACCAACCCGGGUGACUACAAGCCCUAGUGCAAAGCCACAUCACACUUCGGCAUCCACUCUCACAUCACACAUGUCUUCCCCUGCGCAGACCCUCUCACCAGAUAGGUCUUCAGUCACGCUUGUAGCUGCAUCGCCUGUCUCACAAAGGUCUGCCGUAGACUACCGAACAGCAGCAGCACGCAUGCUCCAAAAGCUUAUCAAAGACUUUGAGCCUAUCGCGCUUGGCGGACUGAAGAUCACUAGGGUUGAUGUGAAUAGGGAUAUGAGUGGAUGUUUGCGCAGGCUGACGACGGCGCUGCAGUUGGAAGCUGAAGCUGAAGAAACCUUGCGGAAGGAGGCUGAGGAAGCUGCGCGGAUCGCUUCAAAGGUUGCUCUCCAUGCUGAUUUUGGAAACGCUGAUGGAGAUACGACUAACGCUGAGAUGAAUGCCAUCGAAGGCCAUGAACUAGACUUCCUCUUCUCCUCCACCCCCAUCCUUCCCACUCACAGCUUCCCCAUCGAUUUCGGCAACGUCGACAAAUAUCUCUUCGACACCAACCUGAAUAGCAACGAAUGGCGCCCGGAGAUCAUGCUUGAAUUACCACCUGACUUCGGUAGGAUGGAUCUCAUCGGCAUGACGCAAUGGGCUUUUGCUGAAAAUCCCUCACCAACACAACCGAGAGAAGACACAGCGCCGCAAGCCGAGACAGAGGAAGAAGAUUCAUUAGAAGACUUAAGUUACCCGGAAGCUUGGUUUAUAGAAGAUGUUGGACAGUUUGUGACUAGUGGUCCGAUACCUGAGUGGAUGCAACGGCCUACGACGAAUUUCACUUUAGAGCAAAAAUCGAAUUCUGGGUUGGAUAUAAUGACUCCGUCGGAUCCGCAGGACUGGCUGAGAAACCUCAGGGUCCAGCAGGAGGAAACGGAGGCGAAUCAGAGGCGAGCGCAUGGAGGUGUGCCGUGA
This is a messenger RNA of Alternaria rosae, 2436 nucleotides long. RefSeq lists its product as uncharacterized. The transcript has a single exon. Lineage: Eukaryota; Fungi; Ascomycota; Dothideomycetes; Pleosporales; Pleosporaceae. The record is from RefSeq and is a predicted model, not a curated record. The coding region runs from base 1 to 2436 and encodes 811 amino acids.